AAAAAAGAAAAUUCAGAUGCUUAUAUAUUGAGAGUUCAGACAGACAUUUUGAGUUGCUAGCUGCCUGUCUGCAUAAAUAUAUGAUCUCUCCACUCUCUCUGCACAAACCCUUGAUUUAUUUUCUUGUUCUUUGAAGAUGGUGGGCGGUGGCAGCUCCAACUCAGACAUUUCUCUACCUGGGAUUUUUGCUAGUAGUGCUUUUGCUGCUUGUUUUGCUGAGAUCUGUACCAUUCCCUUGGACACUGCUAAGGUUAGGCUUCAAAUUCAAAAGAAAGCUGUGGCAGGUGAUGGAGUAGCUUUACCCAAGUAUAGGGGUAUGUUGGGUACAGUUGGCACAAUUGCAAAAGAAGAAGGUCUAUCUGCCCUUUGGAAAGGCAUUGUACCAGGUUUACAUCGUCAAUGCUUGUACGGAGGUUUAAGAAUUGGAUUGUAUGAACCUGUUAAAAACCUGUACGUCGGUGAAAACUUUGUUGGGGAUGUUCCUCUAAUGAAAAAAAUACUAGCUGGGCUUACAACUGGCGCACUUGCUAUUGCUGUGGCAAAUCCUACUGAUCUUGUGAAAGUACGACUUCAAGCUGAAGGAAAACUUGCACCUGGCAUUCCAAGGAGGUAUAAUGGAGCACUGAACGCUUACUCCACAAUAGUGAGACAGGAAGGAGUACGAGCUCUAUGGACUGGACUUGGGCCUAACGUCGCACGGAAUGCUAUCAUCAAUGCUGCUGAAUUGGCUAGUUAUGAUCAAGUGAAAGAGACAAUUUUAAAGAUCCCCGGAUUCACUGACAAUGUUUUUACACAUUUACUAUCUGGACUGGGAGCUGGUUUUGUAGCAGUCUGCGUUGGCUCCCCUGUUGACGUGGUCAAAUCAAGAAUGAUGGGUGAUUCUACCUACAAAAAUACACUUGAUUGCUUCGUCAAGACACUGAAGAAUGAUGGACCCUUCGCGUUCUACAAGGGCUUCAUUCCGAACUUUGGACGGCUUGGGUCUUGGAAUGUGAUCAUGUUUUUGACAUUGGAACAGGCGAAGAAGUUUGUUAAGAGUAUAGAGUCGGCUUGAGUUAGACGGAUGUGGCAAAUUUCCAUUCAAGCAGUUCUCGUCGACUUACACCUAAUAAAUGGUCCAUUGAAGGAACAUUUGAUAGCAGUUUAAGAAAUUGUAGUGAAAAAUAGGCUUCGCCUCCAUAUGUAAGAACAUCUGGCUUUGCUCAAGGAACAUUUUUUAGUGAGAUUAACUGCAAUUUGCGACGCUAAGCAACGUUGAAAUAUAUCCUGGAAUCCUUCUUUUACUUUUUAGUGUGCAAAUAUCAAUCUGAUGCACCAGUCCUUUACAUGAGUA
Messenger RNA from Daucus carota subsp. sativus, 1333 nucleotides. RefSeq names its product mitochondrial uncoupling protein 1-like. Gene Ontology annotation, biological process: mitochondrial transmembrane transport. The record is from RefSeq and is a predicted model, not a curated record. The transcript has 9 exons. Bases 137 to 1054 code for a protein of 305 amino acids. Gene Ontology annotation, molecular function: oxidative phosphorylation uncoupler activity. NCBI's taxonomy places the organism in Eukaryota, Viridiplantae, Streptophyta, Magnoliopsida, Apiales, Apiaceae.